AUUGGGUCCAAGUUUUUUAUUUUGUGGCGAUAAGGGACCGAAGUUUGUCAAGUUGCUCUGUUAGGCCAGCUUACUUGCGAGCGAAGUUGUUGGUCACUUGCUGUCUAUAUCGCCCUUUGCUGGGUACUUCCUCAUCUCAGAGAAAGAAGGGCCGCAAGAGCUACAGGUGACCAGAAGCCCAGACUACCCUUUGUGCAGCGGAGGCUGCCUCGGACGUGUGCUGGCCGCGUGGGCGGAGUUCUCAGCGGGAGUCGGCCGCGCCCCUGACGGGCCAGCUCCUGAGCCGAGACCCCACCAGCCAUGUACAGUGGCCUGCACGCCGAGGCGCCGGCCUCCUCUCCGCUGCGGCGGCGGCGCCAGCGACUCGGCCGCCGCCUCUUCUCGCUGUCGCUCUCGUCAGCCGGCAAGAUGCUGCGCCGGCGGAUUCCUCAGGCCGGUCACCUGAUGACCUCCAAAUCCCUGUGGAUGACGGAGGUGCCCACUGAGGACUGUGACGUGGUGGUGACGUUUCCGCCGCGCACCUCGGACGACACGGUGGAGUGGUUCAUGGGCCGGAUACGGCAGCGCACGGACCUGGUCGUCGCGGCCCGGAGACACCCGGCCGACAACACGCACCGGCUCUACGUCACCGCCUCCACGCCGAGCCUGCUGAAGUGGGCGGAGCUGAACGAGCUACCGAAGCGAAUGAAGGCAGAACAUGGGGGAGGCUUCAAAGAGUUCACCUUGCAGAAUGCGAACUUCUUUGAAGGUUUCGAGGACAAAGACUCGUUCCUCACGAACCAGGAGCGACAGAGCCUGGUGUUGUGCAUGAUCAACAACCUGCGGGCGUCAAAGGGCGAGUCGGUCGCAGGCCUCAAACUGAUCGAAGGACAGGCCAUUAUUCCCAAGUGUCUGUCACGCGGCGUGGUGGCGCAGAUGUUCCCGCUGCACGACCUCAGCAAGCUGAAGCGGCUCAACACCGGCUGGGUCCGCGCCUUCGCCAGGCGGCAGCCGCUCGACGACGUGGCCGAGUACUUCGGCGUGAAGAUUGGCAUCUACUUCGCCUGGCUGGGCCACUACACCCGUGCUCUCAUCCUGCCGUCGCUGGUGGGCAUCGUUUACUGGGGGGAGCUGCAGGUGUCCGAGGUGACGGGCAAGCUGGAGCUGACCUACCCCUGGUGGCGGCGCAACGUGCGGCGCUAUCUGGUCGGCUGGCCGCUGACGGCCGCCUGCAUCGCCGGCGACAUGUUCGUCAUGUGGACGCUCCUGGAGCUGCAGUUCUGGUGGGAGAAGCACACACACGUGUGGGGUUACGGCUCGUGGACCAACUACUUCCCCAAGAUUCUGAUGGCCUUUACCAUCGGUCUCAUGGAGAAUGUCUACAAGAAGGUCGCUGUUUGGCUCAACGAAUUCGAGAACUAUAGACUGGAGGAGAGCUACCAGAACCACCUGAUUGUGAAACUGGCGUUGUUUCAGUUCGUAAAUUCCUUCGCCUCAUUAUUCUACAUUGCCUUCUAUCUGCAAGACAUGGAGCGGCUAAAGAAGCAACUUGGAACCCUUCUGAUCAUCCGGCAAGUGGUGGGUAAUAUCAAGGAAUCUCUAAUCCCAUUCCUGAAAGGCCAAAUGAAACUGGCCCAAAUGAGCUUCGCCAUGUUCGGUGCCGUCUCGCCGUCUAUGGAGGAGAAGCCGAAGCUCGACGCCAGCCCAGCGCCUGAAGAUGGCAGCACUUCGCCCCGCUCCGACGCCGGACGCCAGGCAAGAAACAUCAGCCAGGCUGAAAUAGAGUCGGCAAUGCCUCAGUACGAAGGCACGUUUGAGGACUACCUGGAGAUGUUCAUUCAGUUCGGCUACGUCAUCCUGUUCUCGUCGGCCUUCCCGCUGGCCGCCUUCUGCGCCCUGCUCAACAACGUGAUUGAGAUUCGCAGCGACGCCUUCAAGCUAUGCGCCAUCUUCCAGCGGCCGUUCGGCCAGAGGGCGCGCAACAUCGGCACGUGGCAGGACGCCAUGGAGGUGAUGGGCGUGGUGGGCGUGAUCGUCAACUGCGCGCUGAUCGGCAUGUCGGGCCCCGUGCACCGGCUCUUCCCCGACAUCUCCACCACGCAGACUGUGCUGCUGGUCAUCGUGCUGGAGCACGCGCUGCUGCUGCUGAAGCUGCUGGUGGCCUACGCCAUCCCGGACACGCCGGCUUGGCUGCAGGCCGAGAUCGCCAAGAUCGAGUUCAACAGACGCGAGGUCCACAAGCGCUCGCUGUCGUUCGGGUCCAGCUUCUCGUCGGUGGACUCGAGUCCGCAGCACCGCGGAGCGCCGGCCCCCGCCGCCCAGUAGUCGUGGGCGGCGGA
Pollicipes pollicipes is the source of this 2318-nucleotide messenger RNA. It is a transcript of the gene wwk, whose product is annotated as anoctamin 8 white walker. Gene Ontology annotation, molecular function: chloride channel activity. Lineage: Eukaryota; Metazoa; Arthropoda; Thecostraca; Pollicipedomorpha; Pollicipedidae. Gene Ontology annotation, biological process: chloride transmembrane transport. The record is from RefSeq and is a predicted model, not a curated record. Gene Ontology annotation, cellular component: plasma membrane.